CUCAUAAAUAGUCUCCACCAUUAUCUCGUUUGAGGAUCGACGCGAGACAAGGUUGAGAUACGCCGAUCGCUGGUUACACCGUGUCCGUGGCAAUAACACGAGCCGAUCGACCUGCCAUCCUGCUAUUUAUUUCUUUCGAUCAUCCGGACAUAACAGCAGUGCAUUAAUACUGCUUGAUUCAAACUGAAAAUGGGCCUUGACUAUCUGCUGGUCCACGCCAAAUACAACAUCCCACUCUCCGUGGUGAUGACCAGUGCCUACUGGCCUUUUUUCACAAAGAUAGACCGAUACAGAAUAUGGACUCUUGUAACGAUCGCCGUCGUCUCAACUAUACCCUGGGACUCGUAUCUUAUCGUGAAUAGCAUCUGGACAUACCCACCCGAUGCAGUCAUCGGACCAACACUAUGGUCUAUUCCACUAGAAGAGGUCUUUUUCUUCAUCAUCCAGACGUAUAACACGAGUCUGCUAUAUAUCAUGUUGACGAAGCGACUCGUCCUGCCCAUGUAUCUCGGUGUGCCAAAGUGUUUGAAUACAAAGCGGAAUAUAGGCACUUUGACAAUACUUACGGGUUCCUGCUUGGGGAUAGCUGGUAUAUACUAUGGGGAGAAAUAUACAUACAUAGGUCUCAUUCUGGCCUGGGUAUGUCCGUUUAUGCUGCUUCAAUGGGUCAUCGCCUACCGAUUCAUGCUUCAGCUUCCACGAAGAGAGAUUCUGGUCUGUAUCUUCCUACCAACCUUCUAUCUGUGGGCCGUGGAUACCAUCGCAUUAGGCAAUGGAACUUGGGUUAUUGAAGAUGACACAAAGUUAAACAUUCAGCUGUGGGGGCGAUUGGAUAUAGAGUAUGUUUCACCUUCUCUAAUAAAUACCGCUAAUGAGAGCAGAGAGGCACUCUUCUUCCUAGUCACCAACGUAAUGAUCAUCCUGGGACAGAUGGCCAUCGAUAACGCAGUUGCGCUGGCUACGUAUAAAGUGGCUAUUUCGGAAUUGGCAUCUUUCCCCUCAUUUGGUGAGCUGAUAGCAUUGUAUAUCCGAGAGAGAAGCGCAAAGGUCGAUGAGGAUUUCGUUGAUGGACUGAGUGAUGCUGUACAGCGACUCGCACAGAAGAGUCAGAGUAUGUACAUGGGCAGUGCCAUGUUCCAGGGACAGCUUCGGAUUGAUUUGAUCUUCUUGUAUUCAUUCUGCCGCGUGAUGGACGAUCUGGUGGAUGAAGCACCGAAUCGGGAGACGGCAAACCGCACCAUUCGGGAAUGCAAUGUCUUGUUGAAGAAAAGGUUCUGUGGUGAUAUCUCGAAAGAAAAACAUACAGAGCCUUCGCUCGUGGCUGCCAUUCAGCAUCUUCCUAUAAACAGACUAUCCAUCGAGCCAUUGCAAGGCCUCUUGGAAGGAUUCGAAACCGAUCUCAACUUCGAUGCCGAAAGAGACGAAUUCCCCAUAUCAACUGAAGAAGAUCUAGAGAAAUAUGCCUUCCACGUCGCAGGAACAGUUGCAGAAUCCAUGGUCCAGUUGAUCCUCAGCAACAUACACACCUCGCUUCAGGAUGAAGCCGACAAAGACAGGAUUAUAAGAGCAGCAACUAAAAUGGGACAGGCAUUGCAAUACGUGAAUAUCGUGCGUGAUGUUGCUCGUGAUGCAGAGAUCAACCGAGUAUACAUACCCACAACCUGGCUGAAAGAGGCAGGAAUGACGCCUUCGCAUGUUAUUGCUCAUCCUACUGAUCCAAGACUACAUUCUCUGAAGAUGAGGUUGCUGGAUAAGGCAGAUGAAUGCCACGAUUCAACGGAAAUGGUUAUUAGGGAGCUACCCCGCGAGGUUCAAGGACCAAUUCGAGUGACUGUGGAAGGAUAUAUGGAGAUUGGCAAGAUGCUGCGUGAGACAGGUGCGACAGUGGGAACUGAGAAGCCAAAGGUGUCGCUGUGGAGGAGAUUGAGGGUUGCGUAUAGAGCAGUGUCUGCGUAGAGAAGCUAUAUCCUGCAGAAUAUUAUUAGGAUUGCGUUGUCUUAACUUAAGUCUACCGUGGUCGC
Molecule: messenger RNA, 2021 nt
Organism: Aspergillus wentii DTO 134E9
Lineage: Eukaryota; Fungi; Ascomycota; Eurotiomycetes; Eurotiales; Aspergillaceae
Exons: 5
Coding region: 190-1956 (588 amino acids)
Biological process (GO): biosynthetic process
Molecular function (GO): geranylgeranyl diphosphate synthase activity; intramolecular lyase activity
Source: RefSeq, a predicted model, not a curated record